This is a messenger RNA of Rhinichthys klamathensis goyatoka, 2500 nucleotides long. RefSeq names its product arachidonate 5-lipoxygenase a (gene alox5a). The coding region runs from base 79 to 2103 and encodes 674 amino acids. Gene Ontology annotation, cellular component: nuclear envelope. Gene Ontology annotation, molecular function: protein binding; arachidonate 5-lipoxygenase activity; iron ion binding. Gene Ontology annotation, biological process: linoleic acid metabolic process; lipid oxidation. The transcript has 14 exons. The record is from RefSeq and is a predicted model, not a curated record. Lineage: Eukaryota; Metazoa; Chordata; Actinopteri; Cypriniformes; Leuciscidae.
AGAAGAGGAAAUGCAGUCUAUGUGCGACUCUUGAAAAGUGCAUUCGAGUUACUCGCCGAGCUCAUCUGCAGCUUGACGAUGCCCAACUACACAGUGACUAUCGCCACUGGCACUCAGUGGUUUGCUGGAACAGAUGACUACAUUUACCUGACCCUGGUGGGAUCUGAGGGAUGCAGUGAGAGAACCCUCCUGGAUAAACCCCUCUAUAAUGACUUUGAGAGAGGAGCGGUGGACUCAUAUGACAUCAGUGUCGGAGAGGACCUGGGUGAAAUUGAGCUGUUGAAAAUCGAAAAGAAGAAAUACUGGGUGCACGAUGACUGGUACUGCAAAUAUGUCACGGUGAAGACACCCUAUGGAGAUUACGUUGAGUUUCCCUGCUUUCGCUGGUUAGUUGAUGACAAGGAGGUGGUCCUCCGAGAUGGCAGGGCUCGAUUGCCACAGCAUGACAAGACCGGAUUGGCGAAACAACACAGGCACAAAGAACUAGAACAGAGACAGAAGACAUACAGAUGGAAGGAGUGGCAUCCUGGCUUCCCUAUGAGUAUAGAUGCCAAAGCCCAUUGUGAGCUUCCACGAGACAUUCAGUUUGACAGCGAGAAAGGAGUGGACUUUGUGCUCAACUACAGCAAAGCGAUCGAGAAUCUUUACGUAAACCAGUUCAUGCACAUGUUCCAGUCCUCAUGGGGAGAUUUUGCAGACUUUGAGCGUAUAUUCAUGAGAAUUAAGAACACAAUAUCAGAGUAUGUGAUGCAGCAUUGGAAGGAAGAUUUCAUGUUUGGAUACCAGUUCUUGAAUGGCUGUAACCCAGUGGUCAUCAGGAAAUGCACAGAAAUUCCCGCCAAGUUUCCAGUCACACAAAAGAUUCUGGAGAACAGUCUGGAGAGAGGUCUCACGCUGGAAGAAGAGCUCAAGGAAGGAAACAUCUUUAUUGCUGACUAUGAGUUAUUAGAUGGUGUUACUGCCAAUGCUACGGACCCAUGCACUCUUCAAUACUUGGCUGCACCCAUCUGUCUUCUGUAUAAGAACAUUCAGAACAAAAUCAUGCCAAUUGCCAUCCAGCUGGAUCAGACACCAGGAGAGGAUAAUCCCAUCUUCCUUCCAACUGAUGAUGAGUAUGACUGGUUGAUGGCCAAGAUCUGGGUGAGAUCUUCAGACUUCCACAUACACCAGACAGUCACACAUCUUCUCAGGACACAUCUGAUAUCUGAGGUCUUUGGCAUAGCCAUGUUCAGACAACUGCCGGCAGUUCAUCCUGUUUUUAAGUUGCUGGUACCACACAUCCGUUUUACAAUUGCCAUUAACACCAAGGCUCGUGAGCAGCUAAUCUGUGAGUGUGGACUUUUUGACAAGGCUAAUGGGACAGGUGGAGGUGGCCACGUAGAAAUGGUCCAGAGGUCCAUGAAAACCUUCACAUACAAGUCCUUGUGUUUCCCAGAAGCCAUAAAAGAACGAGGCAUGGACAGCCAGGAGGAACUGCCCUACUACUUCUACAGAGAUGAUGGCUGCGGGGUCUGGGAGGCUGUGACAAGUUUUGUGACAGAUGUAGUGAACAUCUACUAUGACAAAGAUGAGACAGUUCAGGGUGAUGAAGAGAUCCAGGCAUUUGUGAAAGAUGUUUGCAGUUUUGGAAUGCAAGAUUUUGACCAAUGUGAGUUUCCCAAGAGUUUACAAACCAAAGAGCAGCUAGUGGAGUAUCUAACUAUCGUCAUGUUCACUGCUUCUGCACAACAUGCCGCAGUAAACUUCGGCCAGUUUGACUGGUGUUCAUGGAUUCCAAAUUCCCCCCCAACCAUGCGAAAACCUCCUCCUACAAAGAAGGGCGAGGUGGAUAUGAAGUACAUAGUGGAGAGUCUGCCUGAUCGAGGACGCUCCUGCUGGCAUCUGGGCGCUGUGUGGGCCCUCAGUCAGUUUCAAGAAAAUGAGCUGUUUCUAGGUAUGUAUCCAGAUGAACACUUCAUCGAGAAACCUGUGAAAGAGGCGAUGGUGAAAUUCCGCAAGAAACUUGGAGAAGUGACCAAAGCCGUCAAGAGCCGAAAUGAGGGGAAGAAGCUGCCUUACUACUAUCUGUCUCCAGAAAGAAUCCCAAACAGUGUGGCUGUGUGAUUCACCAGUCACACAGAACCAUGCAGACGUGUCAUGCUAGUAGUAAAAAGUGUUUUAUCAGAGUGUUUUAUGGGAUUUAAAAAAAAAGAAGAAACAUUUUUAUAUAUAUAUCAAGGUCGCUAUGUGUAAUGUAAGAGAAGUUUCGUAAUAAUAAGAAAAUAUGCAUUAACAAAGUUGUAGCCAGAAUUGAUUUUAUCUUAAUGUCAGCCAUUUGCUAUGUUUUUUGGGGUUUUUUUUACGGUUUAUUUUACCCAUAUGCAUAUUUAAGCAACAUUUUCUUCAUUCUUGAUCAUCACAGGGGGAACUUCUUGAGUUUAAAACAGCUUGUUUGUUUGAAAAUUGUGUGUAACAGAUUAAGGUAACACUUUAUUUUAGUGUCAUUGUUAUAUAUGUUACA